Messenger RNA from Acaromyces ingoldii, 2200 nucleotides. RefSeq names its product zf-UBP-domain-containing protein. Lineage: Eukaryota; Fungi; Basidiomycota; Exobasidiomycetes; Exobasidiales; Cryptobasidiaceae. The transcript has a single exon. The record is from RefSeq and is a predicted model, not a curated record. Gene Ontology annotation, molecular function: zinc ion binding; ubiquitin protein ligase activity. Gene Ontology annotation, biological process: Ras protein signal transduction; protein ubiquitination. Gene Ontology annotation, cellular component: cytoplasm. Bases 31 to 2139 code for a protein of 702 amino acids.
ACCACGAUCCAGCCCGGGGGACAACGGCUCAUGGGGGACCAUGCAAGCUAUCGGAUCCACAUUAGCUUACAUUCAACAACAACAACAAAUAGAGACGGGCACGAGCAACAGAGCAAGGCUGCUGCCGCCGACUUUUUCCUGAUCUCGCUUCGGGACUUGCCGAGGGCCGCCGCCGCGAGCAGCACCACUGCUGCUGCUGCUGCUGGUUACCAACACGCACCGGACCCCCGCCUCUCCCAACUGACCAUUGCUGCGCUCGACAUGCCGUCGCCCAGCACUGCAGCAGCCGAUGCCAAGCAGAGCAGAGCGAUGCAUUCAACAGACGCAAAGCACAAGGCGACGACGCCCGUGGCCCGCUUCGAGAAGCAGAGCUCCUUCGCCGUCGACACGGUCGAUGUGUCUUUUGGCAUCGUGCACAUGUUCCGCGACGAUGAUGUCGCCCAGCAGGCGUCGUCUGCGUCCGCGUCCGCGUCGUUGAAGCAACAACAAAGCUCGACGCUGAGCCGCAUCAAGACCAAGACGGCGCUCGAGGACGACAGCGGCACCAUCCUCGCCCUGCUCGGCGUGCCGUCGAUCAUGGGGCCGGCCGAGGUGCUGCGCUUCGUCAACCGCGCCGAGUCGGCCAUCAGUCAGGUCAGAAUGGUCCGCGAGGAGCGCGCGGGAAAGUGCAUGGUGCUGCUCAAGUUCCGCGACGCCGCCAAUGCGGAGGAGUUUCACAAGAUGUACGCCGACCGGCCCUUUGACGUGUCGGGCUCCGACGGCCAGGAAGACGGCGGCGGCGAGGGGCACCAGACGCUGUGCCGAGUCGUGUAUGUCACGGCGGUGACCAUGAGCACGUCGGCGAGCCUGCCGUACGCCUACCCGCUCCUGGCCAACAGCGACCCGUGGCCCCUGCCGCCUGGCUCGGCUUCUUCCGCUGCAGGCGGGCAUGGCGGCAGCAGUGGCGUCGAGAUGCCCACGUGCCCCGUGUGCCUCGAGAGGAUGGACGCGAGCGUGACGGGCCUCAUGACGGUGACGUGCCAGCACACGUUCCACUGCUCGUGCCUGGGCCGGUGGACCGACUCACGCUGCCCCGUGUGUCGCUACACGCAGUCGAGAGGCCACUCUGCGUUUGCGCACCGCCACGAGGACGAGGGAUGCUCCAUCUGCCACACCCAGGCCGAUCUCUGGGUCUGUCUCAUCUGUGCCACCGCUGGGUGCGGGCGGUACAAGGCCGGCCACGCGCACGCGCACUACAAGGAGACGGGCCACCUCUUUGCGCUGGACGUCGAGACGGAGCGUGUGUGGGACUACGGCCGAGACGGUUAUGUGCAUCGGCUUAUCCAGAACAAGGCCUCGUCGUCGUCGUCGUCUUCCUCGAAGCGCCACUCGGACGGGCCGACGCCGAGGGGUACGCAGCAGGAGCAAGAGCAGCAGGAGCCAGAAGGAAGCUCGACAAAGACGCGGAAAAAGGCCGCGGAGGAGGAAGAGGACGAAAAGAUGGAGGCGCUGGGCCUCGAGUUCAGCCAGCUCGUGUCGAGCCAGCUGGAGUCGCAGCGGGGCUUCUACGAGGACCAGCUGCGGAGCAUGGAGACGAAGCUGAUUGAGCUCGAGAUCCACGCGGCGCAGUCGAGCGACGACCUCCGUGCGCGCAGGCUCGGCGAGGAGGCCGCCAGGAGGGAGGCGGCCGAGGCCAAGAGCCGCGCCGAGCAUCUGGCGCGUGCGGCUGAAAAGAACGCCGAGCGGGCCAAGGACCUCGACGUGGAGCUCAAGGCCGAGCGGCAGAUGAGCAAGGGCCUCGUCGAGCGGCUGAGGCGCGUCGAGGAGCAGCAGGCCAAGGAGGACUGGGCGGCGCUCAAGCGCGACAACGAGGAGCUGCGGGAGCAGGUGCGCGACCUCAUGUUCUUUCUCGAUGCCAAGACAAAGGUCGAGCAGGAGGGCGGCGAGGAGAUGCGCGGCGGCGACGUCGUCGUGGGCAAGUCGUCGGAGAAGAAGAAGAAAAAGAACAAGCGACGAAAGGGAAAGGCAACGGCCACGGUGGGUGGGACGUCGAGCCAGGCUGAGCACGACAAGGAAGGGAGCGAAGGCGAGGAAGAGGAGGAGGAAGAAGAAGGUGGAGACGACGAUGAUCAAAACAGAGAACCCCCAACUGUACAAUAACAAAUUGCAAUUGUAGAUAUCUAGGAUGACGAUGCAACGACAGAGUCAAGAAAGGUCCAGA